AUGCAAGCAGAAAAUGAUAAAUUAAGUUCUUCAAAUAAAAUAACGAUGGCUAAUUUAAUGAUUAGAAGGAAUCAAGAGAUGACUUUACGUCAAGGAAUAUUAAAAUUAACUGGGGAAUUUCAUAAAGAACAAAUGGACUAUAAAGAAAAGUGUAGAUCGAGAAUCAAAAAUUAUUUAAAAAUUUCUGGUCUACAUAUGACAGAAGAAGAAAUGGACGAGUCUAUUGAAGGAGGAAAUUUAUUUAAUACAGUUUCUAUAAUGACAGCAGAAAAAGAUAAAAAGCUUUUGUUUGAGGAUGUUAAAUCUCGCCAUGAAGAUAUUAUCAAAUUGGAAGGGUCGAUUAGAGAAUUACAUGAAAUGUUUCAAGAUUUGGCAAUGCUUGUGGAGAGUCAGGGUGAAAUGGCAGAUCAUAUUGAAACGAAUGUUAUUUGUGCAAAGGACCUUGCAUUUAAAGCUUUGGAUAAUGUUAAAGGAGCAGAGGCUGCAAAGAGGAGGAAUAUAAAGUUAAAAAUCGCCUUAGCUAUUUGUAUUGUUGUUGGCAUCAUUUUUAUUUUCUUUAUGGGAACGACUGUUUUUUGUGUCUACUUUCCAUUUGUUUGUCGUUAA
Molecule: messenger RNA, 606 nt
Organism: Meloidogyne enterolobii
Lineage: Eukaryota; Metazoa; Nematoda; Chromadorea; Rhabditida; Meloidogynidae
Source: the annotation of a GenBank genome assembly